AUGGUUCUUGUCCAGAUCCCCAUGUGUAAUGAAAAAGAGGUGUAUCAACAAUCAAUUGGAGCUGUUUGUAAUUUAAAUUGGCCAAAAUCCAAGAUCUUAAUUCAAGUUUUGGAUGAUUCGGAUGAUCCAACAGCCCAAUUGUUGAUCAAAGAUGAGGUUCAUAAAUGGAAAAGAGAUGGUGCAAAUAUUGUUUAUAGGCACAGAGUGAUUAGAGAUGGAUAUAAAGCCGGUAAUCUUAAAUCUGCUAUGAAUUGUAGUUAUGCUAAAGAUUAUGAAUUUGUUGCCAUCUUUGAUGCCGAUUUCCAACCCUCCCCUGAUUUUCUAACAAGAACCGUUUCUCAUUUUAAGGUAAUAGAUUAUGUUCAUGUGUUUUAAAGUAUUUGUAAUGGGUUAAAUGCAAGAAAUAGUAACAUACUUUCA
Molecule: messenger RNA, 420 nt
Organism: Lactuca saligna
Lineage: Eukaryota; Viridiplantae; Streptophyta; Magnoliopsida; Asterales; Asteraceae
Source: the annotation of a GenBank genome assembly